AUGGCAAAAGGUCUGAGCUUCCUGCGGGUGAAGGUGGCCAGCUGGCGGUACAGCCGCGGCAGGCGCUCCCUGGCGGACAACCUGGGUGCGGGGGGCACCCAUCCCCCGGAGGAGGGGGAGGCCUCCGAGGAGGAGGACUACGACAUCCCCGACGAGACCGAGGACGUGGUGGAGCAGCUGCUGGUCGGCCUCAGGGACAAGGACACCAUCAUCAGGUGGUCGGCCGCCAAGGGCGUGGGCCGGGUGACGGGCCGCCUCCCGAAGGAGCUGGCGGACGAUGUCGUCACCUCCGUCCUGGAGCUGUUCAGCCUGCGGGAGAGCGACUCCGCCUGGCACGGGGGCUGCCUGGCGCUGGCGGAGCUGGGCAGGAGGGGCCUGAUCCUGCCCCAGCACCUGGAGCGGGUGGUGGGCGUGGUGCUGCGGGCCCUGGUGUACGACGAGCAGCGGGGCAACUUCAGCGUGGGGGCCCACAUCCGGGACGCCGCCUGCUACGUGUGCUGGUCCUUCGCCCGGGCCUACGACCCCCCGGUGCUCGAGCCCCACGUCCGGGGCAUCGCGGGGGCCCUGCUGGUGGCCGCCGUCUUCGACAGGGAAGUGACGUGCCGGCGUGCCGCCUCCGCCGCCUUCCAGGAGAACGUGGGGCGCCAGGGCACCUUCCCCCACGGCAUCGAGAUCCUCACCGAGACCGACUACUACGCCGUCGGAUCCAGGACCAACGCCUUCCUCAACCUCAGCGUGCACAUCGCCCAGUUCUCCGAGUACACCCUGGCGCUGGUGGAGCACCUGCUGCGCCACAAGAUCAACCACUGGGACCCGGCCGUGAGGGAGCUGGCGGCCAAGUCCCUGCACAACCUGACGCCCAGCGACCCGGACUACGCCGCCGCCCAGGCCGUGCCACUGCUGCUGGACCUGGCCACGGGGGUGGACCCCAACGCCCGGCACGGCGCCCUCCUGGCCCUCGGAGAGGUCGUCCACGCGCUGGCGCUCCUCGGCCCCGUGGAGGACGUCCUGGGGGCCGAGGUGUCCGGCCGCAUCGCAGGCCUGGUGAGCGUCCUGGACGAGCGGGGGCUGUUCCGAGGCAUGGGAGGCGUCCAGAUGCGGACGGCCGCCUGCCUCCUGGUGGAAAAGUGCUCCCUGGCCGCAUUGCCCCUGCCCCCCGGCGAAGACAUCCCGGCGAAGUGGCAGCGGCUGCUGGACGGGUGCCUGCGUCACGCGGACGGGGGCGUGCGGGCGUCUGCGGUGUCCGCCCUCCCCCACUUCCUGGGGCGGCACCUCCGCCCGGGGGACCGCAUCCUGGACCGCUACCUGGAGGGGCUCGGGGAGGAGCACAUGGAGGCCCGCUGCGGAUUCGCACUCGCCAUAGGUGCCCUGCCGGCAUCGGUGCUGGCGGGCCGCGUGGAGGAGGCGGUGCGUGCCCUGGGGCGCUGCGUGGAGGACACGGAGGAGCACCCCGAGUGGGCGGAUGCCCGCCGCGAUGCGGUGCGGGCCCUGGCCAGGAUGGCCCGGACGGUGGGCACCGGGGGCCUGGGGGACCCGGGCCCCCUCUUCGAGGCGCUGCUCGCCGCCACCCGGGACUACACGCUGGACAGCCGCGGAGAGAUCGGCGCCAUCGUCCGCGAAGCCGCCAUGCUCGCCAUACAGGAGGUGGUGCUGCUGGUUAAGGAGGUGGAGGAGGACCUGGUGUCCCGGAUCUUCUGCGUCCUGGUGCAGCAGUGCACCGAGAAGAUAGACAGGACCAGGGCCGUGGCCGGAGGGGUCUUCCGGACGCUCCUGCACAGCCGCCCCCCGAUCCCGGGCAUCCCGCACCGGGAGGAGCUGCUGGAGGUGUUCCCGGAGGAGACGUGCCGCGACCUGAACUGGGCCUCGCCGGGGGACACGUUCCGCCUGUUCGUGCGCCUGCUGCACCUGCCCCGCUACACCCCGCACCUGCUCAUGGGCUUCGUGGUCAGCGUCGGGGGACUCACCGAAUCCCUGGUGAAGUACUCCAGCUCCGCCCUGGUGGGCCACCUGUCGUCCCGGCGCUCGGACGACGCGUUCCUGCAACACCUGUGCGACGCCCUGCUCCGCGUCCUGGAGGAGAACCUGUCCAACGACCGGGUGGUGGUGCCCUUCUUCAAGAUGAUGAACCACCUGCUGCCAUCGGGGGCGGAGCUGCCCGGCCCCGCCUUCCACGAGCGGCUGCUGGCGCUGGCCUGGGAGGCCUCCCGCAAGUCCCGGGACCCGCAGAAGAUCGUGGCCGCCGUCGACCUCCUCUGCAACCUGCUGCCCUUCUCCGAGGGCUGCCGGCGGGGGGCCCUGAACCGGCUGGCGGUAUUCCUGUGCCACCGCUUCCCCCGCGUGAGGAAGGUGACGGCCGGCAAGCUGUACGAGGCCCUGGUCACCUACGACCUGGCGGAGGACGAGCGGGCGACCGAGAUCCUGAGCGAGACCGACUGGGGGGCGACCGUCGAGGCUCUGAGGCCCGCCCGGGACCGACUGUGCGGGGCCCUGGGGCUGCAGCCCCCCGUGCCCAGGGCCAAGUGACGUCGACGAUGUUACGCUUGAGUUUGAUCGGAAAAGCGCCGUGGGAAUGAGCUCUUUUAAUGAAUGAAAACUCUUAAACGGCUUUCAUUUUAAACUUGAUCUUUUUUUUUAAUGCUGGUACACCACGAUUUUUUUUUACAUACCACACAUGGCUGGCUCUCUGCGAUUCGUGGCUCGUCGCUGAAACUCAUAAUUUUAUCGAGAAAUUUUACUCUUGAUGACGUGUGCCUUAGGGCCUUUAUGUCCCGCACGUGACACCUCUUCUAUUUCGUAGCAAAAAAUUCUUUUAAAUAUCAAGGAACAUUUUUUUUCUGCUUAACAAAUGACAAGCUUAUGCGAGAUUCCUUGAGCAAAAAAUGUUGUCAUUGCCCUUUAAAAUGAUUACUUUUUGAUGAAAUAUUAGGAAAUGUCACGUGCAGGACGAAGGAUCGACUUUUUCGUGGAAUGGCCCCUAACGGAAAUAUUUCUGGUUCUGUCAGGGUAAAGGGGUUGCCACGCCGCAGGGAGACGAGGAAUUUCGAAAAUGUCUCCAAAAACCUGGAAUUUUGCUUUUU
Messenger RNA from Uloborus diversus, 3077 nucleotides. RefSeq names its product tubulin-specific chaperone D-like. Gene Ontology annotation, molecular function: GTPase activator activity; beta-tubulin binding. The record is from RefSeq and is a predicted model, not a curated record. The transcript has 12 exons. Gene Ontology annotation, biological process: tubulin complex assembly; adherens junction assembly; post-chaperonin tubulin folding pathway. Bases 1 to 2523 code for a protein of 840 amino acids. Gene Ontology annotation, cellular component: lateral plasma membrane. NCBI's taxonomy places the organism in Eukaryota, Metazoa, Arthropoda, Arachnida, Araneae, Uloboridae.